AUGGACUGGAUAGAGAACCAUGGCGAAGCCUUCCUCAGCAAGCACACGGGCGUGGGCAAGUCUCUCCACCGCGCCAGGGCCCUGCAGAAACGCCAUGACGACUUUGAGGAGGUGGCACAGAACACCUACACCAACGCUGACAAGCUGCUGGAGGCAGCAGAGCAGCUGGCCCAGACGGGAGAGUGUGACCCCGAGGAGAUCUACAAGGCAGCCCGCCACCUGGAGGUCCGCAUCCAGGACUUUGUCCGACGGGUGGAGCAGAGGAAACUGCUGCUGGACAUGUCUGUCUCCUUCCACACACACACCAAGGAGCUGUGGACCUGGAUGGAGGACCUGCAGAAGGAGCUGUUGGAGGAGGUGUGUUCGGACUCGGUGGACUCGGUCCAGGAGUUGAUCAAGCAGUUCCAGCAGCAGCAGACCGCCACCUUGGAGGCCACGCUCAACGUCAUCAAGGAGGGAGAGGACCUCAUACAGCAGCUCAGGGACGCCGCCAUGUCGACCAACAAGACGCCCCACAACAGCUCCAUCGCCCACAUCGAGGGCGUGCUGCAGCAGCUGGACGAGGCCCAGGGCCAGAUGGAGGAGCUGUUCCACGAGCGCAAGAUCAAGCUGGACAUCUUCCUGCAGCUACGCAUCUUUGAGCAGUACACCAUCGAGGUGACGGCAGAGCUGGAUGCGUGGAACGAGGACCUGGUGCGCCAGUUGAGCGACCUGAGCGGCGAGGACCUGAGCCUGGCGGAGCAGAGGCUGCAGCGCCACACGGAGCGCAAGCUGGCCAUGAACAACAUGACCUUCGAGGUGAUGCAACAGGGCCAGGACCUGCACCAGUACAUCAUGGAGGUCCAGGCCUCAGGUAUUGAGCUGACGGGGGAGAAGGAGGUGGACCUGGCCACGCAGGUGCAGGAGCUCUUGGAGUUCCUGCAUGAGAAGCAGCAGGAGCUGGACGUCAGUGCAGACCACACCCACAAGAGGCUGGAGCAGUGUCUGCAGCUACGCCACCUGCAGGCCGAGGUCAAACAGGUUCUAGGCUGGAUCCGUAACGGAGAGUCCAUGUUGAACGCGAGCAUGGUGAACGCCAGCUCUCUGUCUGAGGCAGAACAGCUGCAGAGGGAACACGAACAGUUCCAACUGGCCAUCGAGUCUCUGUUCCAUGCCAACUCGCUCCAGAAGACCCACCAGAGUGCCCUGCAGGUGCAGCAGAAGGCCGAGGUGAUGUUGCAGGCGGGACACUUCGACCCGGACGCUAUCCGUGGCUGUGCUGAGAAGGUGGCCAUGCACUGGCAGCAGCUCAUGCUGAAGAUGGAGGACAGGCUGAAGCUGGUCAACGCUUCCGUUGCCUUUUACAAGACCUUCCGGCAGGUGUGCAGUGUGCUGGAAAGCCUGGAGCAGGAGUACAGGAGGGAUGAGGACUGGUGCGGCGGCCAUGACAAGCUGGGAGCCUUGGCUGAGACCGACCACGCUCCUCUCAUCAGCAAGCACCUGGAGCAGAAGGAGGCCUUCCUCAAGGCAUGCACGCUGGCCAGAAGGAACGCAGAGGUGUUUUUGAAGUACAUCCACAGGAACAACGUCAGCAUCCCCGGAGCGGGCCGCCACGCCCGAGGACCUGAACAGCAGGUCAAAGCUAUCCUGAAUGAGCUGCUGCAGAGGGAGAACCGGGUUCUGCAUUUCUGGACCCUGAAGAAGAGACGCCUGGACCAGUGCCAGCAGUAUGUGGUGUUUGAACGCAGUGCCAAACAGGCUCUAGACUGGAUCCAGGAGACUGGGGAGGUGUACCUCUCCACACACACCUCCCCAGCAGACAGCAGCGAGAAGACCCAGCAGCUACUCAAGGAGUACGAGGAGUUCAGAGUCUCCGCCAAGCAAACAAAGGAGAAGGUGAAGAUUCUGAUCCAGCUGGCGGACAGCUUCGUGGAGAAGGGCCACGUCCACGUGACCGAGCUGAAGAAGUGGGUGACCACAGUGGACAAGCGCUACCGGGACUUCUCCCUCCGCAUGGGCAAGUACCGCUCGGGCCUGGAGAAGGCCCUGGGCAUCAGCUCAGAGGAUAACAAGGACCUGGAGCUGGACAUUAUCCCUGCCAGUCUGACGGACCGUGAGGUGAAAUUACGUGACCCCAAUCAUGAGGUCAACGAGGAGAAGAGGAAGUCUGCCAGGAGGAAAGAGUUCAUCAUGGCAGAACUCCUCCAGACUGAGAAGGCCUAUGUCAGAGACCUCCAUGAAUGUUUAGAGACAUACCUGUGGGAGAUGACCAGUGGCGUUGAGGAGAUCCCUGCUGGCAUCCUCAACAAGGAGCACAUCAUCUUCGGCAACAUCCAGGAUAUCUAUGACUUUCAUAACAACAUCUUUCUGAAAGAGUUGGUGAACUAUGAGCAGCUCCCAGAGGAUGUGGGUCACUGUUUCGUCACCUGGGCUGACAAGUUUCACAUGUACGUCAACUACUGUAAGAACAAGCCUGACUCCAGUCAGCUGAUCCUGGAGCAUGCUGGGAGCUUCUUUGAUGAUAUUCAGCAGAGGCAUGGACUGGCCAACUCUAUCUCGUCCUACUUGAUCAAGCCUGUCCAGAGGAUCACAAAGUACCAGCUUCUCCUUAAGGAGCUGCUGACCUGCUGUGAGGAAGGGAAGGGAGAGAUCAAGGAUGGGCUGGAAGUGAUGUUGAGCGUCCCCAAGAGGGCCAACGAUGCCAUGCACAUCGCCAUGCUGGAAGGGUUUGAUGAGAACCUGGACAGGCAGGGAGAGCUCAUCCUUCAGGACACCUUCCAGGUGUGGGACCCCAAGUCCCUGAUCAGGAAGGGCCGCGACCGACACCUCUUCCUGUUUGAGAACUCUCUGGUCUUCAGCAAGGACAUCAAGGACUCCGCAGGACGCACCAAAUAUGUCUUCAAGAACAAGCUCCUGACCUCUGAGCUGGGGGUGACAGAACACAUAGAAGGAGACCCCUGCAAGUUUGCUCUCUGGGCUGGCAGGACCCCCUCAUCUGACAACAAGACUGUCCUCAAGGCGUCCAACGUGGAGGCGAAGCAGGAGUGGAUCAAGAACAUCCGGGAGGUGAUUCAGGAAAGGAUCAUCCACCUGAAGGGGGCGCUCAAGGAGCCCAUCCACAUGCCCAAGACCCCCGCCAAGCCACGCAACAACAGCAAGAGGGAUGGUGGUGAGGAUGCAGACAGCCAGGGAGAUGGAAGCAGCCAACCAGACACCAUCUCCAUCGCCUCCCGCACCUCCCAGAACACUGUGGACAGCGACAAGCUCUCCGGCGGGUGUGAGCUGACCGUGGUGCUGCAGGACUUUGCGGCGAGCUGCUCCAACGAGAUGAGCCUUCAGACGGGUCAGACGGUGGAGCUUCUGGAGCGUCCCAGCGACCGGCCCGGCUGGUGUCUGGUCCGGACGACCGAGAAGGUCCCCCCCCAGGAGGGCCUGGUCCCCAGCAGCGCCCUCUGCAUCUCUCACUCCCGCAGCAGCGUGGAGAUGGACUGCUUCUUCCCCUCAGGGAAAGAGAAUUACUCCGUGAGUGGUUCCGAGCCCAAGACAGAGUCUGUAGCCAACCUGCAGCCCCAGGCCUCUCUCACCUCCAUCCAGUCCAGCUCCCCAGGGCCCAAGCGCUCAGGGAACACCCUGAAGAAGUGGCUGACCAGCCCUGUGAGGCGCCUCAGUCAGGGCAGCGGUGUCAAGAAGUUCCCAAACAAGCCAAAAACAAAGAGGGAGGACAGACGGAAGAGCAUGGACCUGGGCCCGCCUGAGCUCACCCUGCAGGACGAGAGUGCAGAGGAGAGAGGCAGGAAGGAGGGCACGCUCUCCAAGUCCUCGUCCGGGGUGCCGAGCGGAGGGGAGGAGGAGCCGGAGGACGACGCCCACACACCCCUGCCGCCUCCGAUGGAGAUCAUCAAGGACCCCUCUGCCCAGGACGAGAAGUCCUCGGCGUUGCUAAGCGCACGCCAGGCGUCCGCUGAGGUGCCUAGUGCUGCAGAGCUUGUCAGUGCUAUUGAGAAACUGGUCAAAACCAAAAUGACCCUGGAGCCAGGGAACUACCCCAGCUUCGCCUCCCUGACCCCCCCAGAGCAGACCCCCACCCAGCCCAGGAACCCCGAGCUGGAACAGAGGGCCAAGGCCAUGAGAGGACGCAUGUUUGUGCUCAAUGAGCUGAUACAGACAGAGAAGGACUACGUGAAGGACCUGGGCAUCGUAGUAGAGGGGUUCAUGAAGAAAAUAGAGGAGAAGGGAGUUCCAGAGGACAUGAAAGGAAAGGACAAGAUUGUGUUUGGGAAUAUUCACCAGAUCUACGACUGGCACAGAGAUUUCUUUGUUGGGGAGUUGGAAAAAUGUCUUGAAGACAAUGAGCACCUGCCGGAGCUCUUCAUUAAACACGAGAGGCGCCUCUACAUGUAUGUUGUCUACUGUCAGAACAAGCCCAAGUCGGAGUUCAUUGUAGCAGAGUACGACACAUUCUUUGUGGGCAUACAACAGGAAAUUGCAUCACGCCUAGGCAUCAGUGACUUCCUGAUCAAACCCAUUCAGAGAAUUACAAAGUACCAGCUUCUUCUAAAGGACUUUCUAAAGUACAGUUCCAAGGCUGGAAUAGACUGCCAAGAAAUUGAGAAAGCGGUGAAUCUGAUGUCCCAGGUCCCAAAACUUUGCAACGACAUGAUGAACUUGGGCCGAUUACAAGGCUACGAGGGGAAGCUGACGAGCCAGGGCAAGCUGCUGCAGCAGGAGACCUUCUAUGUGACGGAGCAGGAUACGGGCGUCCUGUCCCGCAGUAAAGAGCGACGCGUCUUCCUCUUUGAGCAGAUCGUCAUCUUCAGUGAGCUCCUGAGGAAAGGCUCGUCCACCCCGGGCUACCAGUUCAAAAAGAGCAUCAAGGUGAGCUUCCUAAGCCUGGAGGAAAAUGUAGAUAACGACCCAUGUAAGUUCAUCAUGUCCUGCCGUGGGUCAUCCGAGCGUUUCACGCUGCAGGCAGCCAACCUGGAGAUCAAGCAAGUGUGGGUGCAGCACAUCAACACAGUGCUGGAUGCCCAGAGUAACUUCCUUUCCGCCCUGCAGUCUCCUAUAGAGUAUCAGAAGGAGAAGGGGGGGUCCCACUCCCUGACCAGGAACGCGUCAGGCAGCAGCCGUCCCUCCCAGGACAAAAGUCGACCCCACUCCUCCUCCUCAGUAGGGGCAGAGAAGCCGCCCCUCACCGGGCGCACCUCCACCCCUCUGAAGAUAUCUACCUCCAAUGGAAGCUCUUGCUUUGAUUCCACUAGGCAGCAUACAGACGGCGUGGGUUGUAACGGCAUGUCCUCCACCAUGAUGGUCACGCAGGACUACAGUGCACUGAAGGAGAACGAGAUCUGCGUCAUCCAGGGAGAGACCGUUCAGAUCCUAGCAACCAAUCAGCAGAACAUGUACCUGGUCUACCGCCCUGCAAACAUCCAAUCACCGGCCGCCGAGGGAUGGGUCCCUGGUCACAUCUUGGGCCCGGCCACUAAAACUCUGAAAGAUAGUGCUGCAGACGCAAGCAUCAAGAAAUCUCUUUCGUGGAACACCCUGCGCUCCAGAAAGCGGGCAGAGAAGGAUAGCUCUGGGGUCAAAGGUGACGCCAAGCUAGAGAACGGACUCCGUAAGCCCAAGGAGAUCCUCAGCACCACCAAGGUGACGGUCAAAGAGUCUCACACCUCAGAGGAGUCUGAUUGUGAUGAUGAUCUAGAGCCCAAACCUAGCAUGGAGUUACUGAAUCCAAAUUUCAUACAAGAAGUGGCUCCUGAGUUCCUGAUCUCUCUAGCUGAUGUAACAUGUGCCUUUGGAGAGACUGUGGUGUUGUGCUGUAAGGUCUGUGGGCGUCCCAAACCCAACAUCACUCUGAAAGGACCCGAUCAGAACCCUGUGGUCAACAGUAGCCGCUUCACCAUAAACAUCCGGGAUACAGGUGACAUCCUGUUAAAGAUCUGUAACCUGAUGCCUCAGGACACGGGCAUCUAUACCUGCGUUGCCGUUAACGACCACGGCUCGGCCUCCUCUUCGGCCUCCAUUAAAGUGCAAGGCAUCCCAGCAGCCCCUGCGCGGCCAGUGGCACAGCAGGCCAGCAGCACAGCGGUGAUCGUCCACUGGCUCCCCCCAGCCAGCUCAGCCAACUGUGCCGUUUCCAGUUACACUGUGGAGUACCGACAGGAAGACUCGCUGAUGUGGCAGCAGUCAGUGGUGUCCACAGCAGAUGUGUGUGUGAAGAUUGAGGAACUUAUCCCUGGGGGGCACUACCAGUUCAGGGUCAGCGCCAGUAAUCCCUGGGGGGUCAGUCCACCCAGCGAGCCGUCCAACAUGGUGACCCUGCCCAGCGGGAAUUCUACUUACGACGGCACAAGUAUCCAGUGGAAAGACAACUUCGAAUCAACGUUCUCUGAAAUUUGUGAGAUUGGACGAGGCAGGUUCUCAGUGGUGAGGAAGUGUCUCAACAAGACCACAAAGAGGGAGGUUGCCGUGAAGUUUGUCAGUAAGAAGAUGCAGAAGAAGGAACAGGUGGCCCACGAGGCAGACAUCCUCCGUCACGUUCAACACCAUCAGCUAGUGGCUCUGCUUGACACUUACGAGACACCAUCCUCCCUCAUGCUAGUGCUAGAGCUGCUUGAGGAUGGGAGGUUGCUGGACUACCUGGUGGCCCAUGAUGAGCUGAUGGAGGAGAAAGUGGCGUUUUUCGUCAAGGAGACGCUCGAGGCUCUCCAGCACCUCCACACCUGCAAAGUGGCACACCUGGAUCUGAAGCCGGAGAACCUCCUUGUGGACCUUCAUGUUCCUGUUCCCUGCGUCAAGCUGGUGGAUUUUGGGGACGCCGUCCAGGUCUCUGCUCAUCGCUACGUCCACCUGCUCCUGGGGAACCCUGAGUUUGCUGCCCCCGAGCUGAUCCAGGGCACGCCCGUCUCCCUGACGACAGACGUGUGGAGUGCAGGGGUGCUGGCCUACGUCAUGCUGAGCGGUGUUUCACCCUUCUUGGACGAGAGCUUGGAGGAGACCUGUGUCAACAUCUGCCGGCUGGACUUCUGCUUCCCUGAGGAAUAUUUCAAGGGUGUGAGCCAGGCAGCCAGAGACUUCAUCAGCUCCACGUUGCAGCAAGACCCGAGGAAACGCCCCAGUGCCACUUCCUGCCUGCAGCAUCCCUGGGUGGGGGCGCACAGCGGCGACUACUCCAAGACCCCUCUGGACACGGGCCGCCUGGCCUCGUUUAUAGACAGACGCAGACAGUUGCAUGACGUCCGGCCUGUCACCAACAUUAAAGGCCUGGUAACCAGCAGUAUGGGACACACGCUUUAAGAGGAUCUCAAUGCCUAGCCUAAUACAGGUGUGGUCUUGAGGCACACAAAUCCAGAUCAGGGAUGCUAGCUAGUUAGCAUCUCAGUAGCCUUCUCACUCAUUCACUUUGCCUGCAAUACGACAUAAAGCCACAGUCUGGAGUCUAGUUUUUCCACACAUCUGAAGUGUCUAACAACACAGCACUGACCUACCUUGACAAAGGCUCGAGAGAGACUUUCUGAAGUCUGUCUCUCAUUGUGUCCGACUAUUAUGAAUGCCAACGUUUAAAAAUAAUUGUUAGGUAACGUUCAAAGAAAGUUCCAUGAAGAACUUAGCGUAACUGUUGAAUGUAAUUUAUUGUUGAAUGUGGUCAACUCUUGAAGUUCUAUAGUUUGUGACAUUAUCAGCAAUUGAUCACUUAAAAUAUGCAUCGAUUGUGCAUCAUCUGUAGAUAAGCUGUGACUGCUAUUUUUCAAAGGUUUCAGAGUGUAAAUUGAAGAUAAAUUGAUAACCUUUUCACCCUAAGAUUUAGUAGUGUGCACUCAGGACAUAAUGUCAUGAUUGAAUCCCUCAUCCAUAAAUGUAUAUCCUCUCUUUUCCAUUAAUUUAAUAAUUGGAAUCUGUUGCACCUCAGACUAGUACAGUUCAGUAGCCAUCACACAGUAGUCUAGAAACGGAAAACCCCAGGCCUUAAACAAACAGUCAUUGUUUGAUGUCAACUAUAAUUUAUUAAUUUAUUCAUAUUAUGUAAUGAGUAUGAGUGUCUUUUCCACAUAGUUGUUUUUAACGUGUAAACCAAACACUAGUUGUCCAUCUGCCAGUGGACUAAUAUGUUUGGCCAUCAUUUAUUGGGUGCAGAAGACAUUCUGUGUAUUACAUUUGGAUCACAGACCGACAACCAAUGAAAUGUCACCACCACUUUGAAGUGUGUUAGUCAAAUUUAUUUAGCUUAUUCAGCCUUAAUUGUAUUUACCCGUAGGCCAAGAUGCAGGAAGUGGAUGGUGUACAUGGUGUAUACCGUAUCACCAAACCUAAGUAUGCUAGCUAGCUAUGUGGUGUAAUCCAACUUCAAACCCAGUUCAGUUGAACAUAUCGCUGGUCUUUCAUUAGUUUCGCUCAACGUCGUUGUGACUAGAUGCCACCUACCUGACAUGUAAAUGCUUGUAAUUAUAUUAACUACCGCAGCAGCAUUGUUCAUUACAUUAGCAGACAUUGUAUCACACGUAUCACAAAAUUGUAUAAAAUGCCUAGCAUCUUUUCUUACUCCAUGUGGGCUGUUUGUUACUGAAUGUUUACGAAUAAAAAGUGCUUGUU
Molecule: messenger RNA, 8568 nt
Organism: Osmerus eperlanus (European smelt)
Lineage: Eukaryota; Metazoa; Chordata; Actinopteri; Osmeriformes; Osmeridae
Product: kalirin-like
Biological process (GO): axon guidance; intracellular signal transduction; protein phosphorylation
Cellular component (GO): postsynaptic density; extrinsic component of membrane; cytoplasm
Molecular function (GO): protein kinase activity; ATP binding; protein binding
Source: RefSeq, a predicted model, not a curated record